CCCCUCCCUCCCUCUCCAUGAUACACCCAUGAAAGCCUCUGGAUCUCUCAUUUACGAAUCCUUGAAGCCGCAAAAUUUCAUCUCAUCGGUAAACAGACAAGAUGUCGUACAACGAUCACGAUCUCCGGGACAAACACCAAGUCCGCCGCCGGCACCACUCACCAACGUACUCCGACUUGAGCGUCGGAAGCCCAGAAUAUAGCCCGACAAGGGACGCCGGCGCAGUUCGUGUCGCACACAAACACUACGAGUCUCCCGACCGCAGAGACCGCGUCGCAGUCUACGAAGAAGACAGAUACAGACCAAGAAGUAGGGAGUACUACUACGAAGAAAGGCGUCCGCGAUCGCGACCAAGAUCCGAGGUGUACGACUACGACCGCGACCACAGUCAUCACAGCCACAGACAUGGGCACCAUCGCCACCAUAGCCACACACACAGUAGAAACAAACGGAGGCAUUCCACCUCUGGGCCCAAUUGGGGCCAGGCCGCCGUUGCGGCUGCUAGUGCCGGUAUCAUCGAGGCUGGGCUGGCGCGGCAUGACAGGGACCGGACUGCGAGAGUCAUGACGGCGGCGGCGGGAGCCGGGGCGAUUGAUGCCGUCGCUGGGAAGCAUGGAGAGAAGCCGUCUAGAACGUGGGAGAAUGUUGUUGGUAGCACAGUAGGCGGGUUGGUUGUUGAUCGUAUGGCUCAUGGAUCGGGACGCCGGCGUUGAGUGCACGGCGAGGGAUGCCGGAGUAGCGCUUGUGUUGAGUAAUGCAGUUCCUUUGGGAACCUCAUUCGUAAUAUUGAAGAUGCGUAACACCUGU
This is a messenger RNA of Colletotrichum acutatum, 807 nucleotides long. RefSeq lists its product as uncharacterized. The record is from RefSeq and is a predicted model, not a curated record. The coding region runs from base 102 to 713 and encodes 203 amino acids. The transcript has a single exon. Lineage: Eukaryota; Fungi; Ascomycota; Sordariomycetes; Glomerellales; Glomerellaceae.